AUGGCGGGCCGAGCCCUACCAGUGCCCACCAGCACUACCACCACCACCACCGCAAACCGGCCACUGAACACGACGACCAAUCAAAGACAGCGAUGGCAGCGCCAUCUACAGGCAGCACCAAUGGCUACCAGCAGCAGCAGCAGCAACAGCAGCAGCAGCCGUAGCCGUACUAGUUUUAAUUACAAAUUUUAUCGUUACCAAUACCUUCGACCCGUAGCUACCCUGUACAUAACGCUAGCGGUGAUUCUAGCAGCAAAUGUCUCAGCAUUCGAACCGGACUUUGUAUAUCCUCUCGAAAACGUGACAGUAGCGAAAGGUCGCGACGCCACCUUCACCUGCGUCGUGAACAAUCUCGGUGGUUAUCGGGUGAGUGGGGAAGCAACCCCGGCCAGGGUCGCCUGGAUUAAGGCGGACGCGAAGGCAAUACUGGCGAUCCACGAGCACGUCAUCACCAACAACGGGCGGCUGUCGGUGACGCACAACGACUACAACACCUGGACGCUGGUGAUCCGCAACGUCAAGAUGGAGGACCGGGGCAUCUACAUGUGCCAGGUCAACACGGACCCGAUGAAGAUGCAGACGGCCUUCCUGGAGGUGGUGAUACCGCCGGACAUCAUCUACGAGGAGACGUCCGGUGACAUGAUGGUGCCGGAAGGGGGCUCGGCCAAGCUGAUCUGCAAGGCACGCGGCUACCCGAAACCGAAGAUCGUGUGGCGGCGCGAGGACGGUCGCGAAAUCAUCGCCCGCAAUGGGACGCACGGGAAAAUGAAAGUGACGAUACUGGAAGGUGAGAUGCUCUCGCUGACGAAGGUGACCCGCUCCGAGAUGGGGGCGUACAUGUGCAUCGCCUCGAACGGCGUUCCGCCGUCGGUGAGCAAGCGGCUCAAGCUGCAGGUACACUUUCAUCCCCUCAUCCAGGUGCCAAACCAGCUCGUGGGCGCCCCGCUCAGCACGGACGUGACGCUCAUUUGCAACGUGGAGGCUUCACCGAAAGCGAUCAACUACUGGCAGCGCGAAAAUGGCGAAAUGAUCAUCUCGAACGAGCGAUAUCUGAUGAACGAGAACGAGAGCUCGAUGUACGCGGUCCAGAUGACGCUCGUGAUCCGCAAACUGCACAAGACGGACAUGGGCGGCUACAAGUGCAUCUCGAAGAACAGCAUCGGCGACGCCGAAGGCACCAUACGGCUGUACGAGAUGGAGCUACAGAAGAAACCCAAAUCGGCCCACCGGCUCAACAGCGUCGAGGACACUUCGGGCAACGACGAGAUCAAUUCUACGCCGAACGUUGACCAGCAGGAGGAGACCAACGGGAAGUUCCACAAAAAUGGCCGCCAGUACAAGGGGUUCCAGGCCGGCGAGCACGACCUAAUUAGCUCCAGUAGCGCAGGCUCCUCCCGCCCACCACGCCCUGUGAAACCGGUCAAUUAUUUAUACAUUCCCACCGUCGGCGUCGGCAUCCCUUCACAUCCGCAUCCCAACGAUACUCCCGAUAUCGGGACGGCGGACCGGCGGACCGGCGGACCGGCGGACCGGCGGACCGGACAGAGCCGCGAGAUGGGGGAAGAUCUCAACUCACCCUAG
Messenger RNA from Anopheles cruzii, 1581 nucleotides. RefSeq names its product protein amalgam-like. The record is from RefSeq and is a predicted model, not a curated record. Lineage: Eukaryota; Metazoa; Arthropoda; Insecta; Diptera; Culicidae. The transcript is spliced from 13 exons. Gene Ontology annotation, cellular component: neuron projection. The coding region runs from base 1 to 1581 and encodes 526 amino acids.